UUUAGGUGGUGACUCUGCUGAACUUGACAACACUCACAUGACCACCGGGUCUGAUGCAAUUGACCGGCAUAAUCAGCACAACCAUAUGGACAAUGGAGAUGGCUUCACCCAGCAUGAUGACAACAUCCUCGUGGCUGAUGUAGUUGAUGGCAUUACCCAACAUGGUGACCACAACCAGAUUACCAAUGAAGGGGGAGUGGAGAGAAGGGACUGAGGAAAUAAUAUGGGACUUGGCCUCCAAAGGUUAAACCGAACGCGCCAUGGCAAGCUGCAAGUUGUCAUAACUGAAGGGAAUAUAAGGCCAGUGGUUCCUCUUGUUGCUGCAAAGUAUGCAAGUGAAUGCAACAUCAUAGUUAGGAACCAUGUGCCUAUACUCUCACAUUGGAAGCUGUACAAAGAGAGAACCUAGGUCAAGAUCAAAAGAGAAAGAACCAAAAGAGAAAGAACCUGCAUCUGCGAUUCUGCGUACAUCGAUCUAUUCUUAGGAAAACUAAAGGCCAAGUUUGACAUAAACAUAGAUGAUGAGACAGUUGAAAAGGCUUGUAUUGUGAUGAUGAAGUCUGCAGUUCGCCAACAAAGAUACAGGCUGAAGCAAGAAUAUUUUGAUCCUUUUCCACUACGUUUGGUUACAAAAACUUCUCCUGUCAAAUGCAUGACUAAUGAACAAUGGCUUCAACUUUUAGAAUCAUGGAAGAGUCCUAAAAAGAUGGAGAUGUGUCAAAAGAACAAAGAUAACCGAGGGAAUGUUAAGUACCAUCACACAACCGGAUCUCGUGCCUACAUGGUUCAUGUUGAAAAUUUGGAUGAUAAAUAUAAUGAUGAAGAACCUACUGCACUUGAUUUGUUCAAGGUGUGCCACUACAGCAAGAAAAAAAAAUGCUACACCCCUGCUGUACUUGAGGCUAUUACUUGGAUGGAAAACAAGCUAUCUACAACAAAAGAAGGUGAAGAACCUAAGUCCGUGGCUCAUGUUGUUGCUGAUGUGCUUGCUGAGAACACAAAGAAGAAUCAGUUCUUGCAGAACGUGGGGUUUCAGAAUGCCCAGCUUAGAUCUAGUGAAGACACAGAACUGGAAGCGGAGAAAAGGGCCAAUGCUGAACUUCGUGAACAUGUGGCUGAUUUGAAGAGGAGUCAGUUUGAGAUGGCAUCAAAACUUGAUCUUUUGCUUAGUCAAAGUCGACCAAGUUAAGAGAUGCAUAUCCUUUGCCACUAACUACAUGCAUUCUGCUGCUGCUAACUUGUGUCAAGUCAAUUUCGACCAAGUUAAGUCAUACAUGGUGGUAUAUAUUUUGUUGCCGCUGCUUGCAUUUUGCUGCUGCUGCCUGCUGCUGCUGUACGUGUGAGCCUCAAGCUUCUGGACUUGUGCUGAUGUUUUUUGGCACUAUUUUGUUUCUGCUGCUACUGUACUUGUGCGAGUAAAGCUGCUAGACUUGUGUUGCAUGCUGCUGCCGUAUGUUGGCACUAUUUUGCUGUUGUUGCUGCAUUUUGCAUCAAGCUGCUAGCCUUGUAUGCAUCUCUUGGAGUUUGUAUUAUUGGCUUGUGCCAUGGUAAAUUGUAAGGUUAUAUGCACUUUUGUAUGUCAACUGUUGAGAUGAAGACUUGUCUAAUGAUCUAUGAAAAUUUAUGUGAUCUGUU
This is a messenger RNA of Panicum virgatum (switchgrass), 1635 nucleotides long. RefSeq lists its product as uncharacterized. The transcript has 7 exons. NCBI's taxonomy places the organism in Eukaryota, Viridiplantae, Streptophyta, Magnoliopsida, Poales, Poaceae. The record is from RefSeq and is a predicted model, not a curated record. Bases 551 to 1189 code for a protein of 212 amino acids.